AUGGGGAAUUCAUACGCUGGGCAGCUGAAAUCGGCGCGAUUUGAGGAAGCUCUCCACAACUCCAUAGAGGCCUCGCUGAGAUGUAGUAGUGUGGUCCCACGGCCAAUUUUUUCCCAGCUGUACUUGGACCCUGACCAGCAUCCUUUCCCAUCUGCAGAUGUCAAACCUAAAGUGGAGGAUCUGGAUAAAGAUUUGGUGCACCGCUACACGCAGAAUGGAAGCCUAGAUUUUUCUAACAAUCUGACAGCUAAUGAGAUGGAAGAUGAGGAGGAGGAGGAGGAAAUGUCUGAGUCCAGUAGUCCACCCAUUCCCUACUCACAAAAACCUGCCCCAGAGGGGUCUUGCACUACAGAUGGUUUUUGUCAAGCUGGGAAGGAUUUGCGUUUAGUGUCACUGUGUAUGGAACAAAUCGACAUCCCAGCGGGAUUUCUGCUGGUGGGAGCCAAGUCGCCUAAUCUUCCUGAACACAUCCUAGUGUGUGCUGUAGACAAGCGAUUUCUGCCAGAUGAUAAUGGGAAAAAUGCACUUUUAGGGUUUUCUGGAAACUGUAUCGGCUGUGGAGAAAGAGGAUUUCGGUACUUCACGGAAUUUUCCAACCACAUUAACUUGAAGCUCACCACUCAGCCAAAGAAGCAGAAGCACUUAAAGUACUACCUAGUCAGAAGCUCCCAGGGUGUACUGUCAAAGGGACCUCUUAUCUGCUGGAAAGAAUGUAGAAGCCGACAAUCCUCUGCUCCUUGCCAUUCUCUUAAACCAAACUCUUCCAUAUCAUCGUCAGCUGUGACCCCUGAAAAUGGAACAGCUAAUGGAUACAAAUCAGGCUUCACUCAGACAGACGCUGCUAAUGGAGGGAAGAGCAGUGCACCCAGUUCCACUCCGUCCCGCUCAGUGACGUAUUCUUUAUCACCAAGGCCAAGCUAUGCAUCAGGAGACCCUGCUACCAUGUUCAUUUCGGGGCCACCAAAGAAACGACAUAGGGGCUGGUAUCCGGGAUCACCUGUCCCCCAACCUGGUUUAGUUGUACCUGUUCCUACAGUCCGACCUCUUGCAAGAACUGAGCCCCUUUUAUCUGGCCCAAGUCCACAGACCCCGUUAAGUGGAAUUUUACAACCUCGGCCUAUUCCUGCGGGGGAAACUGUAAUUGUUCCUGAAAAUCUGCUGAGUAACUCAGGAAUUAGACCAGUAAUUCUGAUAGGCUAUGGCACUUUACCCUAUUUCUAUGGAAAUGUUGGCGACAUUGUUGUGAGUCCUCUGCUGGUGAAUUGCUACAAGAUUCCACAGGAAAAUAAAGAUUUGGAACAAUUAGGGAUGACUGGCAGCCAACUCCUGAGUGUGGAAAACAUGAUUCUUCUGACCAUCCAGUAUCUCGUGAGGCUGGGUCCUGACCAGAUACCUCUCAGGGAAGAAUUUGAACAAAUUAUGCUGAAAGCUAUGCAGGAAUUUACCCUGAGGGAGCGAACCCUGCAGAUGGGCACCCAGUGUAUGCCUGUGUCCCCGGGACAGCUCCCCUGGCUGGCACGAUUAGUCGCCAGCGUGUCUCAAGACUUGGUCCAUGUGAUUGUGACCCAGAACUCCUUGGCGGAGGGCAUUUCAGAAACACUGAGGACACUCAGUGAAGCGAGACACUACCAAAGGCUGCCAGACUACGUUGUGGCAAUUUGUGCAUCAAAAAUCAGAGGGACUGAGUUCUGUGUGGUAGUAUUAGGUCAGCACCAGUCCAGAGCUCUGGCAGAGGGCAUGCUCACCACAAGUGAGUUCUUGAAGGAAAUUAGCUAUGAGCUCAUCACAGGAAAGGUCAGUUUCCUGGCAUCGCAUUUCAAAAACACGUCAUUAGGUGAUGACAUGGACAAGCUGCUAGAAAAAAUACAGCAAAGAAGGGGGGACAGCGUGGUUACUCCUUUCAAUGGAGACCUGAAUGAAUGCAUGUCCCCCCAGGAGGCUGCUGCUUUGGUUCCCACCCCAGAUCCAGAUUUUGAUAAUGAAACCUUCCAGAUUCAUCAGCCACAGCUCACAGUUGCCAGAAAACUAUUAUCACAGGUGUGUGCGAUCGCGGACAGUGGCACCCAGAGCCUGGACCUUGGCCACUUCAGCAAAGUGGACUUCCUCAUCAUUGUCCCAAAGUCAGAGGUUCUGGUCCAACAAACUCUUCAACGGAUUCGACAAUCAGGUGUCCUCGUGGACUUGGGGCUGGAGGAAAGUGUGAUGGCUCAUCAGAGAGCAGAGAAAUACAUUGUUCGUCUAGACAACGAUAUUCAAGCCAAGUUUGAUGUUUUUAUGAGAAAGGUGAAGCAGAACCCGUACACACUGUUUGUGCUCGUUCAUGACCAAGCCCAUGUGGAACUAACGAGUGUCGUUUCAGGCUCCUUGUCUCAUAGCGACACCAGUCAUGGGCUAGCCGACAGAAUCAUUAACUGCAGAGAAGUCCUGGAAGCGUUCAACCUGCUGGUGCUCCAGGUGAGCUCCUUCCCAUACACGCUGCAGUCCCAGCAGUCCCGGAUCAGCUGUAGCAACGAGGUGCACUGGGUCCACCUGGACAGCAUGGAGGACAUGGGCUCGGAGGAGAAGCUAUACUUUGGCUUGAAUGAGUACAGCAAGUCUCUCCAGUGGGGAGUUACCAGCCCACUCCUGAGAUGUGAUGAGACUUUUGAAAAAAUGGUGAAUACACUCCUGGAGAGGUACCCCCGGCUGCACAGCAUGGCCAUCCGCUGCUACCUCCUCAUCCAGCAGUACUCCGAGGCCCUGAUGGCGCUCACCACGGUGGCCACCCUCCGAGACCACAGCACCCCAGAGACGCUCAGCAUUAUGGAUGACCUCAUCAGCUCUCCAGGGAAGAACAAGAGCGGGAAGGGGCCCAUGCUCCUCAUCCGGGUGCCCUCGGUGCAGCUGGCCAUGCUGGCCAAGGAGCAGCUGCAGGAGGUGCGCGACAAGCUGGGCCUACAGUACCGCUUCGAGAUCGUCCUUGGCAACCCGGCCUCCGAGCUCAGCAUCGCAGCUCACUUUGUGGCACGAUUAAAGGCUUGGAGAAGAAAUGAACAAGAAGAUUGGGUCCCGCGGACAUACCAGGAUUUGGAGGGCCUGCCUUGCAUUGUCAUAUUAACUGGCAAAGAUCCACUUGGAGAAUCCUUUCCCAGGUCCUUGAAGUACUGUGACCUCCGAUUAAUCGACUUGAGCUAUUUAACACGCACAGCCUUGGAGCAGGAGCUGGGGUUGGCCUGCUGCUAUGUCUCAAAAGAGGUCGUCCGGGGGCCUACGGUUGCCCUGGACCUUAGCGGGAACGACUCGGAUGAGCUGCUGAUCGACCUGGAGAGGCCCCAGAGCAGCAGCAGUGCGGUCACUGCAACCUCUGGCUCCAUCAUGGAGAACGGGGUGAGCUCAUCUAGCACUGCCGACAAGUCCCAGAAGCAGCCCGUGACCCCCAGCUUCCAGAGCCCAUCCACCAGCGGAGGGCUCGAUGAAGGGGUCUCCAUGGGCACCAUGGCAGCUGGAGAGAUGCUGAAACAGGAGUGUGACUCGCUGGGCCCCCACAUGGCCAGCAGCACCACCCCCAAGCCUUCCUCAUCCUCUUCUGGACCCCAAGCCUUCUCGUUGCCUGGGCAGCUGGUUCGGGGCAGCAGGGGCCAGCCCAUGUCCCUGCCUCCAGUCGUGAUACUAUCCAAAGCAGCCUACAACCUCCUGAGCCCGCAGAAGGGCGACAAGCUGCCGGCCGCGUCCACCCUGCUGCCCCACCCCGACGUGGCCUGGGUGAGCCCGCUGCGGCCACCGCUGCACAAGGACAUGAGCAGCGAGGAGCAGUCUCUCUACUACCGCCAGUGGACAGCGGCCCGACAGCACCACGCAGACGUCAGCAAUCAGCCCGAUGCCACCUCGGGUGCCUGCAGCUUCCACCCCCGGCGCCUGCUGCUCACAGGGCCCCCCCAGGUGGGAAAGACUGGCUCCUACUUGCAGUUCCUUAGGAUCCUCUUCCGCAUGCUCAUCAGACUCCUGGAGGUGGAUGUGUAUGACGAGGAGGAGAUCAACAGUGAUCAGGGUGAAAGCAGUGAAGUCAGCCAGUCAUCAGGAGAGCCCUGGCCUGACAUUGAAAGCUUCAGUAAGAUGCCCUUUGACGUCAGCGUGCACGAUCCCAAGUACAGUCAAAUGAGCCUGGUGUAUACCGAAAAGCUGGCAGGAGUCAAACAAGAAGUGACAAAGGAAUCCAAAAUUGAGGAGCCCAGGAAGCGAGAGAUAGUGUCAAUCAUGCUGACCAAAUACGCCGCCUACAACACCUUCCACCACUGUGAGCAGUGCCACCAGUACAUGGACUUCACGGCCGCCUCGCAGAUGUCUGACUCAACCCUCCACGCCUUCACAUUCUCCUCAUCUAUGCUGGGGGAGGAGGUGCAGCUCUACUUCAUCAUCCCCAAGUCCAAAGAGAGUCAUUUUGUCUUCAGCAAGCAGGGCAAGCACCUGGAGAGCAUGCGGCUGCCCCUGGUGUCCGACAAGAAUUUGAAUGCAGUCAAGAGCCCUAUUUUCACUCCUUCCAGCGGCCGCCAUGAGCACGGGCUCCUAAACCUCUUCCACGCCAUGGAGGGCACCAGCCACCUGCACCUCCUGGUGGUCAAAGAGUAUGAGAUGCCGCUGUACCGCAAGUACUGGCCCAACCACAUCAUGCUGGUGCUUCCUGGCAUGUUCAACAAUGCGGGCGUGGGAGCUGCCAGGUUCCUCAUCAAGGAGCUGUCCUAUCACAACCUAGAGCUGGAACGGAACCGCCUCGAGGAGCUGGGAGUAAAACGUCAGUGCGUCUGGCCUUUCAUCGUCGUGAUGGAUGACUCAUGUGUCCUGUGGAAUAUUCACAGCGUUCAGGAGCAGACAAGCCAGUCCGUGGAAGCAGGAGUUUGCUGUAAGAAUGUAUCCUUGAAGAGUGUCUUGCAGCACAUUGAAGCCACACCAAAAAUUGCCCACUAUGCAAUACUGGGCAUACAGAAGUGGAGCAGUAAGCUGAAUUCUCAGAGCCUCAAGACUUCCUUCUCUCGAUGCCACGUGCACGACUUCAUUCUCCUCAAUAUAGACCUCACCCAGAAUGUGCAGUAUGACUUCAACAGGUAUUUCUGUGAGGACGUUGACUUUAACUUGAGGACAAACAGUAGUGGCCUGCUCAUCUGCCGUUUCAAUAACUUCAGUCUCAUGAAGAAGCAUGUCCAAGUUGGAGGGCAAAGGGACUUUGUUAUAAAACCAAAGGUCAUGGUGUCGGAGAGCUUGGCGCCCAUCUCGCCCCUUCAGUACAUCUGCGCUCCAGACAGUGAGCACACACUGCUGGCGGCCCCCCCCCAGUUCCUUCUGGAGAAGUUCCUACAGCAGGCCUCCUACAAACUCUUCCCCAAAGCCGUCCGGAACUUCAGGAGCCCCGUGCUUGCCAUUGAUUGCUACCUGAACAUCGGACCUGAGGUGGCCAUCUGCUAUGUUAGCUCCAGGCCCCACUCCAGCAACGUCAGCUGUGACACUGUGUUUUUCAGUGGGCUGCUCUUGUACCUCUGCGACUCCUUCGUAGGUGCUGAUCUUCUUAAGAAAUUUAAGUUUCUAAAAGGUGCUACCCUGUGUGUCAUCUGCCAAGACAGAAGCUCCUUACGCCAAACAAUCGUCCGCCUGGAGCUGGAAGACGAGUGGCAUUUUCGCCUGAGAGACGAGUUUCAGACUGCGAACAGCAGUGAGGACAAGCCCCUCUACUUCCUGACUGGACGGCAUGUAUGA
Messenger RNA from Elephantulus edwardii (Cape elephant shrew), 5724 nucleotides. It is a transcript of the gene GREB1L, whose product is annotated as growth regulation by estrogen in breast cancer-like. Bases 1 to 5724 code for a protein of 1907 amino acids. The record is from RefSeq and is a predicted model, not a curated record. Lineage: Eukaryota; Metazoa; Chordata; Mammalia; Macroscelidea; Macroscelididae. The transcript is spliced from 31 exons. Gene Ontology annotation, biological process: multicellular organism development; kidney development.